AUGACAUUCCAUCGGUUUCUGCUCCUCGAGAUUGAGCGAACUCUGCUGUCGAUCCGUCCAGAGUUCAAGGCACUUCCAUACUGGGAUAUGGCACUAGACAGUGCAAUAGGUGGUAAAUAUGCGAUGUCUGAUGAAGACUCCAUUUUUUCACCCAAAUUCUUCGGUUCAUAUACUGGAAACCCGAGCGAGAACUACGCUGUGACCGACGGUUCCUUCGCAUAUUGGCCUGUAUCUCAGUUUAACAGCACAGAAUAUGCGCCAUACGCUGAUGUUUACAAUGGCUCGGAAACUACCGGGUUUAAUCGCAAGUACACAAACCCCAGCAAUGUAAGUUUCGUCGCGAGAUUUGACAAAUCAGGCUAUAGUAACCCUGACCCCAUAAUGUUACUUGAAGCCAAUACCAAUAUUUGUGCCAACUACGCAUUUAUCAAGACCUGGGAGCAAUGGCAGAAUUGUGUAGAAAUAGACGUCGCCAGUAAGAAUGCCAAUCCUCCUUAUGGAAUUUACAGUGUACAGGGUACGCAAACAACUGUACCGUGGUUCCACGCACAAGCCCAUCUCAAAAUAGGAUCCCUGCAGCUAGCCACCGGAUUCAUGGGUGAUUUCAUGGACGUCACAACAUCCAUCAACGAUCCUAUCUUUUUGUUCCACCAUACCAAUAUCGACCGCAACAACAUGAAGUGGCAGAUGGAUGCUGAAGCACAGAAUGCCACUCUCGCGGACGAUAAUGUGCUAUGGGACUUUCCUAUCGUGCUUCCGAAUAGUAAUAUCUCAUCGACGGGAUUUCCAGUGAACCUAGGAUGCUGGCUGCAAGACUCAGAAGUGAGCUAUCGCUUCCCGUUCACGCCUCUCGAGGUGUUUGGCCCGGGCGCCGAGUUAGAGUGCCCCGGAUCGGCAGUGAAUGGCACUUACACACACAAAGAUAUCCUAAGAUUGUCCAAACCAGGGCAAAGCACCAACGUGUACGACACGAAUAUGUGAUUGUAUUCUGCGUAAUUGCGUAUCGUUGUUGAGUUUACAUCAAAAAUUAAAAUCCAUG
Molecule: messenger RNA, 1039 nt
Organism: Sphaeroforma arctica JP610
Lineage: Eukaryota; Ichthyosporea; Ichthyophonida
Exons: 1
Coding region: 1-981 (326 amino acids)
Molecular function (GO): oxidoreductase activity
Source: RefSeq, a predicted model, not a curated record